AUGGACAACGCAAAAGAGCUCCUCGAAAUGCCCCGCGAGUUCCUCAAAGACGGCCGGGGCUUCCUUACGCGCUGCUCCAAACCCGACAAGCGCGAAUUCCUCCGCAUCUCGCAGGCCGUCGGCAUGGGCUUCCUGAUCAUGGGCGUGAUCGGGUAUGUGGUGAAGCUGAUACAUAUUCCGGUGAACAAUAUUCUGGUGGGCGGUGCGUAG
Messenger RNA from Saxophila tyrrhenica, 210 nucleotides. RefSeq lists its product as uncharacterized. Gene Ontology annotation, biological process: post-translational protein targeting to membrane, translocation; protein targeting. The record is from RefSeq and is a predicted model, not a curated record. The coding region runs from base 1 to 210 and encodes 69 amino acids. NCBI's taxonomy places the organism in Eukaryota, Fungi, Ascomycota, Dothideomycetes, Mycosphaerellales, Extremaceae. Gene Ontology annotation, cellular component: Ssh1 translocon complex; membrane. The transcript has 2 exons. Gene Ontology annotation, molecular function: transmembrane protein transporter activity.